Messenger RNA from Echinops telfairi (small Madagascar hedgehog), 1844 nucleotides. Its product is annotated as cytochrome b-245 chaperone 1. The transcript has 7 exons. Lineage: Eukaryota; Metazoa; Chordata; Mammalia; Afrosoricida; Tenrecidae. The coding region runs from base 259 to 819 and encodes 186 amino acids. The record is from RefSeq and is a predicted model, not a curated record.
CACGUAGGAGUCCGGCGAGGAAGUAUCCGGAACUGUAGCCCUCAGCUUCCAGACUGCCCGCCGGGCGGGCAGAGCUGACUGCUGCAGCCCAAGUCAGGGACUCCCUGCGAUCAGAAUUUUAGGAACCCAACUAAAAGAAGAAAAAGAAAAAUCACCAACCCUUCUUCCUUCCUUUUUGUUUCCUCUCCUGGUGGACGUCAGCGCAGGGCUAAGUAGAGGCCCCUGGCAUCCUGUGGAGGGUGUCCCAGAGUGGCCGGGAUGUAUAUGCAGGUGGAGGUGCACACAAGCUCCCGCCUCCACCUGAAGAGGGCCCCCGGCAUCAGGUCCUGGUCUCUUCUUGUUGGGAUCCUGUCCAUAGGCCUGGCCGCCGCCUACUACAGUGGAGACAGUCUGGGCUGGAAGCUCUUCUACGUCACUGGCUGCCUCUUCGUGGCGGUGCAGAACUUGGAGGAGUGGGAGGAAGCUGUCUUCAACAAGAGCACUGGGAAAGCUGUUCUGAAGACGGUCAGCCUGUACAAGAAGCUGCUGACCCUCUGCAGGGCAGGCCAAGAACAAGUGGUGGUCCUGCUGAGCGACAUCCGGGAUGUGAACGUCGAGGAGGAGAAGGUCCGAUACUUUGGGAAGGGCUAUGUGGUCGUGCUGCGGUUUGCAACAGGCUUCUCUCACCCCCUCACCCAGAGCACAGUCAUGGGCCACCGGAGUGACGUGGAAGCGGUGGCCAAGCUCAUCGCCAGCUUCCUGGAGCUCCGCCGCCUCGAGAGCCCAGGAGACCCCUCUCAGAGUAGUGACAGCGAGGCUGAACCAGGGCACCACAGCUGAGGGCCCAGGCCUGCCCCUGGAAGCCCCCUCCUAGCCGCACUGGGCGGGGUCCUGCACCCCUCCCACUGCGUGCCCUUGACUUGUACUGGCCUAUUGCUUUGAGCCUCUUACAUGCCAGGACCUUGUCCCUGACCUCCCAAGGCUGCACGUCUGCCUGGGGGCUCCCCUGGCUGUUGAGGGACUUGGACUCGGCCCCGCCCCUCAGAGCCUCCCAUGUCCAGGACCCACAUUCUGUGUAGGGCACUGGGUGGGGAGUGGCCCCGUGGGCAGCAACGCCACAGACACAAAGGUCCUAGACCCCACCCCCACCCCCCGCACCCUUGCCCCCAACGGUGCCCCUUCAUUUGGGCACACAGCCCUCAGGGUCGCAGAAGGCCCAUAGGGUGCAGGGACUGGGCUGUGGGCCCACCCUUCCCUCCACCUUCAGCCAAGACCCCAACGACCAGACCCUGCUUCCAGCGGUGACAUCGGGCUGGGGACUGAUACCCCCGCCCCGGAGCCAUCUUCUGGUUCCCAUCCUUCCUGCUCCUGCAGUCAAAUCCACUGCCAGCAUGCCCAUCCUGACCCUCAUAGCCGACAGGGGCAGUGGACCUGCUCCGCAGGGGGAGGCGCAGCAGCUCUUCCUGGAAGCAGGCUGUGCUUUCUCCCCGCUCAAGUAGCUGGGGGCGCCAGUGGAUGACCCUUCUGUUGGCAGCCCAGCGCUUAGCCCACUGCCCCUGCUGGGGUGCCGUGCUCGUCCCUGGCCCCUGCCCCAGGUCCCACCAGCCUCAGGCUUUGCAUUGGAGGCCCUGGAGGGCUGAAGUUGCCCCCAGGUUCUGAGGGGGCAGCAAGCUGCCUCCCCCAGGAUGAGACAUAGCCAUGGCCAGGCUGCUGGAUGGAGAGGAGCCUCUGCCCGCUUUGCCAGGGGAUAGCACCAAGCAACCCUUAGCUUGGGGACCUGGCUGUUCCAACACCUAAGUUCUUUUUUCUUUAACGCGGUGAAGUGUGAAUGUUCUUUUUUCUAAAUAAAAGCACACGACGCUAGA